AGAGAAGAGACUUUCGAGGUCAUUUCCUCUCCGGACAAAUGAGACAAAGCUGCAAAUUUCAUGUCUAAAACAGGCAAAGGAACAACAGAAAGGAAGAUGAGGAAGACGUUCAUUUGCAACGAGUCAAUGAUCAUCACCAUCCCAAUCGGGAGCCUGAAGAACAUUCAGGAGGGUCAGCUGAUGCCGGAGAACUUCCACUGUGUGUUCAGGGACAACUUCAAGGUGUUUGUUGUUCGAGGAAAGCCUAAACCUCUGGGGGCAGCUCAAGCAAUUGCUGGUGUGUUUAUUUUCGCUCUUGGGUUGAUUUUGCCAUCAUUGGGGAUCCUCAAUUUCACAAUUCCAAGUGUUGUGUUCCUGAUCUCUGGCAUGGUGUCCUUUGCUGCAGGGAAAUGUCCAAACAUGCAUGUGGCCAAGCUGUCAUUCUCCCUGAACAUCAUCAGCUUCUUCUGGUCACUGGUGGCUUUCGGUUUGUGUGUGAACGAGUUUAAUUCACGUCAUCAUCUUGACCAGCAUCAUGUGAGGAUAGCUCAUGGAAUUAUCGGUCUGAUCAUAACUCUGCUGGUGUUUGAAUGUAUGAUGUCUCUCUUCUUGAUCUACUGGCUGAGUAAAGCUGUGUGCAGAGAACAUUUCAACACCUUGCCCAUCAUACUGCUGAAGCAGGAGAACUGAAUGAUGAACGCAGAGCAGAGCCAGGAAUAAUUAACUCCUGUGUACGUUUUUAUUUUGUUGCCUUAAACUUUCUUUGUUUUUUUGCUCAAAAGCAAAUAGCAGGAAGUUCUGUUUAAAAGAACAUGGAGGUAAGAUGUUUCCCAAUACAUCACUGCUAAUAAUCACAGUACGCUAUAGACAACGUGCUUCUGUAAAGUUUCCUUUUUGUUCACCAUACAUGGACUCGUCUUGAUGGUCGUGUGCUAAUUCCGCUGUAUUAGCACAAUUUCUCUCAAACAACUUUACACUUCCUCCAAGUCGUUUUCAGUUUGACCAAAAAUCAAUUUCUUCUAACAAAGUGUAGACAGAAGCUUUAUUUUGUAUUUGGGUUAUUUUAUGUUUUAAAGGUGAAGGACUUGAUAUAAGCCCUUUUCAAGUUAAGUUGCAAGUUACAGAUUAAACUCUGCAGAAGAAUAUCAGUCCUGAAUAAACGUAUUCCGAAUAAUAAAUCACCUCACAUUUUAUAUGCCUCUCUGAUUUUGCCAUAUUUAACAUAUUGUUCAGAGCGGUGGUGAAUUAAUUACAAAAGCUCUUUAUAACUCCUCAGAAUCCUACAGAAACAAGCCAUUAGAAUCAUCCAUAAUGUUGGUAAUAAUGAGCACACAACACCGCUUUUCUUAAAAUCUAGAACUCUUAAAUGUAAAGAACUGGUGGAAGAUCUCAAACUAUGUUUAAGGCGUCAAAUAAACGGCGACUUGAGCUCAUAGAGAGCAUUUUUAUGAAAGAGACGGGGGAUAUAACUGACUCAGACUUAAGGAUUCGUAGUUUACACAAAACAAGAAAGAGCUUUUGUAUUUCAAUUCAUGGUGCAAAAUUAUGGAACAAGUUAAAUGAGGAGUUAAAGUCAAAUUUUAAUACAAUGAAAAAAGGAAAUAUAAGGAGGUAAUUUUCAAAAGAUAUAGAAAUAUGGGUGUUUAUGUAAAUUGAGGCUAAUGCGUGUGAGUGUGUGUGGAUAUGGAUGUAGAUGAAAAAUGAACUAACCUAUGUUUAUUUUUAUUAUUUGAUAUUUUUAUUAUUUGAUUUAAUAACUGGGGUCCAUCAAUGUUAUGAGUUUAUGGGGUAGGAGUUCAUAAGUUUCUUAUUUCUUCCCACAACUUUUUCAGCAAGUUAAGAUUAUUGUGGUAUGAAAAUAUUUGUCUUUUUCAUUCCCUGUUCAUAUGUGUGAUUUUAUACUUCUAUCA
Molecule: messenger RNA, 1889 nt
Organism: Poecilia reticulata (guppy)
Lineage: Eukaryota; Metazoa; Chordata; Actinopteri; Cyprinodontiformes; Poeciliidae
Cellular component (GO): membrane
Source: RefSeq, a predicted model, not a curated record